UGAAGAUAUGUCAAAAAACAUCUCGCAAAACAUUUGGAAUUUAACGAAAUUGGUAAAAAUAAUUUUACGACAAAAAAAUAAUGUUAAUAAAUAAUUACUUCCUUUUGAAGGCCUUUAAUGGUGCGAAUAAUAUACCUUAUAAUGCUUAUAGGUAUAUGGGUUACGCCUUGACCGCCAUUCCAUUAAAUGAAUUAAGUAACAUUAGCAUGGAAAACGUUGAGAUUAUUGAAGCUUUUGGUUUAAUUAAAUCUAGCAAUAGUAAACAACACCAGGAUGGUUUCAGCGAGAAGCAACUGAAAUUAAUUGCCCGUAAAGUGCGUACUGAAUGGUUGGAUAAAAAUGCUUUAACGUACUCCGAAUAUGAUUUAAAAAUAAUGGGUCAAAUUUUGUGUUACCUAAAAGUAGAAGACAUUGAACAAAUUCAUGCUGAUGCUUUCAAACAAGCUGCUGAAUGGAUAGGCUCGAUUGAAAAAUGUCCCUUCGAAAGUUUGCAGGCCUUAAGUAACUUAGCUAAAACAUCUGAGGCUUUUGGUGAGCCUGAGACGUGGUCCACAUUAGAGGUGGCAAUCAUUGGUAACAUGUUAAAUGGCUUAAGUCAGGAUGAAAUUAACUCGAUCGAUUUAAAUAAGCUACAAUUAAAUUAUUUUUAUAAUAUUGCUAAAAAUUCGCACAUGCAAUUUAACACCACAAAAUCGAGUAAAGAAGAAUAAGAA
Molecule: messenger RNA, 713 nt
Organism: Glossina fuscipes
Lineage: Eukaryota; Metazoa; Arthropoda; Insecta; Diptera; Glossinidae
Exons: 3
Coding region: 81-710 (209 amino acids)
Biological process (GO): cell-matrix adhesion
Cellular component (GO): cell surface
Source: RefSeq, a predicted model, not a curated record